Didymodactylos carnosus is the source of this 492-nucleotide messenger RNA. The record is from the annotation of a GenBank genome assembly. NCBI's taxonomy places the organism in Eukaryota, Metazoa, Rotifera, Eurotatoria, Philodinida, Philodinidae.
AUGUUCAAGGACAUCUUAAUAAUUAUUCCAUUAAUAACUGUGUAUUCUGUAUGUGGUUCAAAAGUAGUAUGGGAUCCAUUUGGACUGAGUAAUUUGAAAGGAGUUGUGGAAGGGUUACAAACAACAGUUGAUAAAUCCUUAAAACCAUUAGUCGACGGUAAUAUGGCACAAUUAUCUGAUUUAACAAAAGGGAUUAAAGCAACAAUGGAUCAUAGUGUUAAAGUAAAUGUAGAUGGAGAAGUAUUUGACGGAAUAAAUAAAUUAUUUGUGACAGUCAGUGAGCAAAUGUCUCAUGUCAUUCAAUAUUUCAUACAAUCGACAGUGUCGGUUGCUGCUCUUACGUUCUUGGCUGUUAUACUCAUAUGUAUCUAUCGUUCUCAGUUAUCAGAUAUAUGGAAAAUAACAAUGACAAUUGGCGGUAUUAUACUUGCUACUGGAAUAUUUACAUCAUCGCGUUUAUUCAUUAAUAAACGUACUGAGAAUAAUUAUUGA